CUUGCUGUGAUAUCCAAAGACUGAAAAUCAAGAGAGCCAGAAGUCCGAUAAAUACCCCCCCUCCGCCGCCGUCAAUUACAAUCUUCAUCCCAACAGCAUCUUCUCAUCUCACACUCACAACCACAUCCACUCUUCACUCUCCACUCUUCAAACAACUCCUUCUCUCUUCUACCAUCCCCAAACAAACAAUUCCAACUCUCAAAAUGGUUUCCAUCAAGUCCCUCAUCGUCUUCACCUUCGCCGCCUUCGCUGUGGCCUCGCCCAUCCUCAACGGCGGCGCCGCUGGUAUCCAGUCCCGCGACAUCAUCGAGGACACGAUCCAGAAAUCCGGCAACAAGAACGACUUUGUCAGCCCCAAGUCCAAGCAGGAUGACACCGUGAACGCGCCCACCAACGCCAUGAACUGCGGCAAUAACCACAAGAUCUCCUGCUGCAACACCCAGGACAUGUCCAAGUCCGAUGUCACUAGCCUUCUCAACCUCGACCUUAAGCAGCUCAUUGAGGUCUCCAAGUGCGCUCCUAUCGCCAAGAACAUUCCCAUCGCUGGAACUGGCAUCGGUGGAACCGUCAAUGGUGAGUUUCCUCUUGUCCCCUUACUUUCAACGGACCAACUGACCGAUCUGUUACCAGCCCUUAGCGGAAACUCUAAGGACACCAUGUGCGAGACCGGCCCGGUCGUCUGCUGCCCUGUCGGAAGCGGCAACGUAAGUACCCCCCAUUCUCGUCCCGCACCACGAGCAGAUACUAACCUACCUAAUAGAACCAGCAAAACGGCAUCGUCAACAUCGGCCAGACCAACGUCGCCAACUGCGUGGUCGUCCAGCGUGCGCUCUAGGUCUAAGCUCAACAGCCUCGACCACACUACGAGUAGUAGGGGAUUGAACCGGGAUUUAAUGGGGGGAUUGGGAUUGGGAUUGGGAUUGGGAUUUCUUAACUUUCCUUUGUCUCCGUUUGAGUGAAGGCUCGGGGAACGCUUAAUGUUUAACGCUUGUGUUUGGAUACAUGCUUUACGAGAAUGAUAGUUGCUUAUUUUAAACCCUAC
Messenger RNA from Tricharina praecox, 1042 nucleotides. RefSeq lists its product as uncharacterized. The record is from RefSeq and is a predicted model, not a curated record. The coding region runs from base 204 to 959 and encodes 251 amino acids. NCBI's taxonomy places the organism in Eukaryota, Fungi, Ascomycota, Pezizomycetes, Pezizales, Pyronemataceae. The transcript has a single exon.